CAGCAACCACCACAACCCCUUCACGUCCUUCUGUUGCCGCCACCCUACCGACAUCCCACUCUCCCCACACACGUACACCACGCACAACAGACACACACCCAUGAACAGCGGUGAUGGGGAAACGGGCUCGUCUUCCUUGGGAACCCACCACCACCACCCGCCGCCGCCGCGGCAGCAGCAGCAGCAACAGCAGCCGUGGCGGGAAAGGGGGCAAGAUGACCAAGAAGACGACAAAGACGAAGAAGAGCCCAUGAUUUGUGCUCCCAAACUCGACCCAGCGCCUGCCACAGCCGCCCCGGCCGCGGCAGUAUCUGCAACAACAGCUGCUGCGAGCACUGCACCGCCUGCUGUGGCUUCCAGCGCCUAUCAUCCUGCCGUUGAGUCUGAGCACGGCAACCGGAAGGGGGCACACGUUAGCAGCUCAGGCACACAUCGACACGACCCUGCUCAUGAGGCAAGUAUGCCCCCAGCAAACGAGCUCAGUCAAGAAGAAGAAGAGCCCACGGUCCCGGGAAAGAGCCGUCGGCCAGGCCGAUUCACGAGCCGCAAGAAGCGCUCCAGCAGCGCUGCCAACCACAACGAUGGUGACUACGACGGCAAUCAGCAGGCCAAACACUCCAAACUCAGCGACGCACAUGCUCCGCAAGCUUCAACAACUCACGACGCUGCGCAUGGCGAGCAUGCAGCGACACAACAACACGCGGCAUAUGUUCCCGAAUUGCAGCGCGCAACAUCCCAACAACAGCAAAGACAUCAGCAACAACAGCAACAACAACAACAACAACAUGUGUAUCAGCAACAGCAGCACCCGCAUAAUAGUUACAGCGCUGUUCACGAGCAACCCACGUCUCCACCCCAGCACCAACAGAGCACGUUCAGUAUUCAAGCGUCCACGGCAGUCAAUCCUGUUCACGGCCCUGCAAUGCAGCCACUUGUUUCAACGGAGGCGAGCUAUUUUCGUCACCCAGCGGUUGCGAGUCAGCCCCAUGCUUCCACCACUGCUUCUGUCGAUGUGCAUCAACCCCAACAGCAGCAACAACAUCAACCCCAACAGCAGCAGCAGCAGCAGCAGCAACAGCAGCAACCGCAACAGCAGCAGCAGCAACCGCAACAGCAUCAGCAAGGAGCAUUUCAGCCCGUUUAUGCGACGCCUUCGAGCGAACUCGCAUUCUCGGUCAUGUCCCAGCCUUUGAUUCAAGCAACAGUGGCCUCCUCACAUGCAAUACCCCUGUUGCAGCAGCCACAACAACAACAGCAGCAGCAGCCGUCACCCUAUCCAGGUUACUCCUUACAGCCGGCCUUGUAUCCCAACACGUCGCACCAGCAGCAACAGCAGCAGGCAUUGCAGUCUCAAUUGCAGACACAGCCGUUUCUCUCCCAGUCACACCCUCGCGCACAACCGUACACAUACACGGACGAGUCGACGCCAGCGCUACCCUCGAUAGCAUCGUCUUCUCAACUGCUGUCAGCAUCAGGUGCAGCGCAACAGCAGCAACACCAACACCAACACCAACACCAACACCAGCAGCAAUACCAAUACCAACAACCACAGCACCCACAACAGCACCCACAACAGCACCCACAACAGCAGCAGCAACAACAGCAGCAGCAACAACAGCUCACCGAUGAGCAAGAGCACUCCACGGCGCACUGCGUGCGCGAGGUGCGAACGCUGCUGAUGACCAUCAACUCAUCGCUCCAACAACUCUCCUCCAUCCUCAGCAACCCGUCCACGCUGCAAGCCCUACACACGCUCGCCAUGGCCGACCCGUCUGACCACGCCGAACGCAUCUCAAAGCGCAUGCGCAAGGCAUUUCGCAAAUACAUUGACGAUGUCCUCGUUGAACAGGGGGUGUCGCUUGCCGAUGUGCCCAAGGGCACGAAGCUGCUGAGCUAUCAGCCCAUUGUGGACGUUGUGCAGACAGCCGUGACGAAAGCGCGCGCAACCCACUCCGACUUUGCAACCGUCUCUGUUCCAGCACUGCGUCGCACCGCUUUCGACAUAUUGAAGCACAAGUUGUACUACAGCCGCCUUCCCGAGCAGAGAAAACUCGAGAAGAACCAGCAGGCUGCCGAGGCCGUGAGCAGACGCCGCCAACGGGCGCGGGCGAGUGCUGAGGCGGCUGCCACUGCUGCUGCUGCUGCUGCUUCCGCUGCUAUGGAUGCGCAGCACACGGGAGACGACCACGGCACCCCACGUGUUCCGGAUGUGGCAGCCAUGUCCAGUGAUCCCCACAUGUACUUCUAACGAACCCAUGACGUGGCCUGAUGUGUGUUGGUGUGCGACGAGCAUAGCUCAAGUGACAUUGGCUCCUGUCUGGCGCGUGCUGUUUUGUGCGAGUUGAAGUUCACAAUCCUAUUUGGCUUUCACGCACUCGCAUGCUUCACUUUGAACGUGUACAUACACGCAUGUACAUACACGCAUGCGCGCGUCUCUCCUUUCUUCGACCUCUUCCUCUCUUUCCCUCCUUUUUUCUGUUGUACAUAUUGUUUGCUACCGGGCGCUUGUCUUGCUGGGCCACUCCUGUAGCGCUGUGCUGAUGUCAUUGUUGUCAUGAUGUAUUGGUUGUUUGAGCGUCGACAAAACUCCUCUGUUCAUCGAACAGCUGCACCAUUACCAGCACACGCGAUGCUGUUUGUGGUGUUGAAGGUGGUGCCUUUCGAGUGCUUGGUUGUGGUGCAGUCAGUGAUGGGCGCAGCGUGAUCACAGUUCGGUUACAUCUACUUGCGUCGAUCUAACCGCGUAAACACGAACACGAG
Molecule: messenger RNA, 2760 nt
Organism: Salpingoeca rosetta
Lineage: Eukaryota; Choanoflagellata; Craspedida; Salpingoecidae
Exons: 4
Coding region: 101-2248 (715 amino acids)
Source: RefSeq, a predicted model, not a curated record